Messenger RNA from Momordica charantia (bitter melon), 1420 nucleotides. RefSeq lists its product as uncharacterized. NCBI's taxonomy places the organism in Eukaryota, Viridiplantae, Streptophyta, Magnoliopsida, Cucurbitales, Cucurbitaceae. The record is from RefSeq and is a predicted model, not a curated record.
GUCUUCACUGGGCGUUCCCAUCGAGAGCGGGAGAGAGAUGGCGAGAGGCCUAAUCAGUCCCCCGAGAUCCUUCGCUGGAUCACCCAGUCGUCCCCUCGCUGAUGAUCUCCACUUUUACAUGUCACAGUCCCGGCGGCCCACGGCCUCGUCGGUGGCCGAUCCCUCCGACCACCGGACUCCGCCCAGAACUAGAACUUCCCAGCGGCGGCACACGGCGGAGAAAAAUGCUGACGACCUCCAGAAUUAUCUGAAGAAAUUAGACCGCAACAACAACAAUUCCAGCACCAAAACCACCGCUAAAAUUAGCAGUAGCAGACCAUCCAUAUCCCCGCGUAAUGGGCUUGAGAUUGAACAACCGCGUGGGCCCACACCAAUUUCCCACAACGCUGCUCCAAAACCAAAACCAGCCCCAGCCAUUGAUUCCCCUGCUCCUGAUGCUAGUACUGCUAAUAACGCCAAUCUCAUCGCUCCAAAAUUUUUUGAUUCUCCACAUAAUUCUUCUCCCACCCAUUUAUCCAUCCAUGGAUCGGGUCAACGCCAAAAUAUUAACAACGUCGGUAGUAACGGUGGAGCCUCUCACACUCCACUUGCUCAUCCUCAACUUAACAGUAACUUACACAAGCUUUCUGGUGACGGUGACGCUUGUGUUGAAAUCCCUAUAUAUAUAGGUGAAAUUCCUAUAUAUGUAGGUAAACAUGUCGCGAACAUUGUCCUUCGUGAAAACUCCAUAUAUAAACCAGUGGGCUCGAAUACGAAACAAGAAUGGUCUUCUCAAAGCAAUGAUUCGGAAAUAUUCCAAAUUUACAAGGGCUUCGCAUCUCAUCGUCAAAAAAGUUCAUCCGUUACAUCUUACUUCAAAAAGCUAAAGAUAUUAUGGGACCAACUUCGAAAUUACAGUGAUCUUCCUCAAUGUUAUUCCUUGGGUGCAAAGCAGAAGUUGAGUGAGCAUGUGGAGAGAGAAAAAGUUAUACAAUUUCUUGUGGGGUUAAAUGAUUCAUAUUCCACCAUCGUCAGCCAAAUCCUUCAAAUUCGGCCUCUUCCAACGGUGGAGAAAGCCUACUUUCUUACAAUCCAAGAAGAAAAACAGAGGGCAUUGAAUUCACCGUUGAAAUUGUUGCAGCAAAAGUAAUGCAAAAUAAGUGGCUUCUUCAAAAUGAUUGGUCGAUACAAUGAAUCAAUGAUGUUAUUGAAGAAGUUAAUAGUAAUGUUGAGGAGCAGAAAGUUGAUCAAAAUGAAAGUGGAACCCAUAAUGAUGUCGCCUUCUCCAUACAACCCUCAGCGAUGUUGAAUAUUUUCAGCUCAAACAAGUUUCAUGUGUUUUUUUUUCUUCUUUUAUCCAUAGGAGAAUUGUUUGUUUUCGGCCUAGCUCAUAUAUAGGUUCAUUAUUUCUCAAUUACAUAAAAUUUGUUCUUUUUAAGGA